UUGACAACGGCGGCUGCUGUCAGUGGAAUCGAUAUCUGUCAUCCAAAAUUGAAGAGCAUUUUCCCUCAGAAAAAUGACUGCCGUUUUCAGAGUAGGCCUGAUACGCCUUUGCUCACGCAAUGCUCCCGCCCUGCCGGCUGCCGUGACCCAGCAACGUUUCAUUUCGGGCAAAACAAUGCGCGGUGGUCCCCGUGUUGUCCAACACAAACCCUAUCCCUACAAGGAAAAAGAAUAUGGCGUAUUCCAGGCCAUGCUCGACAAGACCACAAAACGUUUGAAUGAAAAUUCCAAAAUCAUUUGUGUUGAAGGUCCCAUUGCAGCGGGUAAAAGUAAAUUUGCCAAAGAGCUAGCCGAUGAAUUGGAAAUGCUCUAUGUGCCCGAAGCCAAUAUGGAUAUGUUCUACAUUAAUUCAUAUGGUUAUGAUUUACGUCAGUUGGAUCCUCAAUUGCCCGAAUCAUGCCGUUCCUUUGAUUUGGUUAAUUUCUGCAAGGAACCCAAUCAUCGCCUAACACCAACUUUCCAAAUUCUAAUGUAUCAAUUGCGUUUUGAACAAUAUGUUGAUGCAUUGGCACAUUUGUUGUCGACCGGCCAGGGUGUGGUAUUGGAUCGCAGUUGUUAUUCCGAUUUUGUAUUCUUGGAGACAAUGUACAAACAUGGUUAUGUCUCGAAGGGUGCUCGUUCGGUAUACUAUGAAUUGAGAGGUAAUACCAUUACGGAGCUAUUGAAACCUCAUUUGGUUAUCUAUUUGGAUUUGCCCGUGGAUGCUGUUAAGCAACGCAUCAAGGCCCGCAACAACGACUACGAAGUUAAAUCGCCCGUCUUCACCGAUGCCUAUUUGCGCGACAUGGAGAACAUCUACAAACAACAAUACCUCAAGGAUAUUGCCACUCAUGCUGAGCUCUUGAUUUACGAUUGGACAGCCGGUGGCGAAACUGAAGUUGUUGUUGAAGAUAUCGAACGUAUCGAUUUCGAGAAUUUCGAUUUCGAUCCAGCCGAAAAGAAAAUGAAAGAUUGGCGUUUCCACAAUGAAUCGGAAUGGGGUGAGGCCCGUAUCCAAUAUACAUCGGGUAAACCCGAUUUGAUGAACUACUUUAAUGUGCCACGUUUCGAUGUACCCGAGUUGUUGCGUGAUCCCGACAGUGGCAAGAAAUGGCGUGAUAUUUGGUUUAAUGCCCCUGGCAUGAAAUAUCGUCCCGGCUACAAUGAGGAUAUGGGCGAUACUGGUCUAUUGUCCAAAGCGAAAUUAAAUAUUGCCGACAACAAAAUUUAAUUUGUAUAUUUUGUCUUUUAUUAAUUUUUAGU
Musca vetustissima is the source of this 1302-nucleotide messenger RNA. RefSeq names its product NADH dehydrogenase [ubiquinone] 1 alpha subcomplex subunit 10, mitochondrial-like. The record is from RefSeq and is a predicted model, not a curated record. Gene Ontology annotation, biological process: mitochondrial electron transport, NADH to ubiquinone. Gene Ontology annotation, cellular component: cytoplasm. The transcript has 4 exons. NCBI's taxonomy places the organism in Eukaryota, Metazoa, Arthropoda, Insecta, Diptera, Muscidae. The coding region runs from base 74 to 1270 and encodes 398 amino acids.